CGUGCCUUAGCUUUGCGAUAUUUUGCUAGAAACAGUAAGAGAGAAACCGUACCGAUAUAGCGUCUUCAAUGCAUUUGAAAAAUGAAGUUGUCUCGUGCCGUUGUCUUCUCCACGGCCGCUCUUGGUGCCUGGGCUGAGACCUCAGUGCUUUCGCUGCCAUUCUCUCUGGAUGUCCUCUCCACUAUGCCACUAUGCGCAGCUUCCUGUCUUGCCAAGACCUCCGCAAUUUCCUCUAUGCCCUCAAACAACCAGACCGCCAAUCUUUGCAAAGACGUAUUGUUUCAACAAGAGGCGAUCCUAUGUGUUCGGCAUAUGUGCACCAUCAUGGAAACGCUUGCAGCUCAGAAUAUUACGAACACAGCCUGCAACGUGCCACUCCGAGAUCGUUCCAAGCAGUAUAUAGUGCUUUCUCUUGCGAUGGGCAUUGCCGGCUCUUUCACAGUGAUGGCCAGACUUGUCUUCAAGCGCAGAUACAAUCUAGGCCUAGAUACAGAUGACUGGCUGACAGGGAGCCUGUUAGUAACGAGCGUGGCUACUAUUGUCGUCAAUCAGUAUUGGCUGACGAACAAUGGGCUUGGGCGUGACGUUUGGACCAUAACACUCUAGCAGCUUGUUGAUCUGCACAUGUACUUUUGGAUCGCCUCGAUCGUAUACUUUUGGAAUGUGGGUAUGCUCAAGAUUUUCCUUCUUGUGUUUUACCUCCGAAUUUUCGCCGGCUACUCCAGAGGUAUUGUCCGAC
Molecule: messenger RNA, 739 nt
Organism: [Torrubiella] hemipterigena
Lineage: Eukaryota; Fungi; Ascomycota; Sordariomycetes; Hypocreales; Clavicipitaceae
Source: the annotation of a GenBank genome assembly